GUGAAGAUAAAUGCAUUAAUUGUGGAUUUGACAGAUUCGCUGCUAAUAAAAAUUGGAAUUCUUUGUCGAAUUCUCCAACAAAUAAAGCUCAAUGGCGUAAAUUACUAUGGAUAAAACAAGAUUAUCCUGAUAAUUACGUAGAUAGUUCAUUUCUCGAAGAACUACAAAAGAAUGUUAAUGUUAGAGCAUACGAUUAUUGGAAUGUAUUAAAAGAAUCGUGUGUAAUUUCACAACAUAUAAGUAGCAUAGUAAUUUUUAUUGCAGUAUUCAUAUAUCUUUAUUUUGAUAUGCUAUCGGCACAAAAUUUAAUUAUAAGUGGUACCAUAUUUACUAUAAUUGGAUAUAUUUUUUGGGAUAAAAGUAUUUCGAAAACAGAUCCAUCUUAUGAAUACAAAAGAUGGAAAACUGCAAAAGGAGCUGUACUUUUCUUUGCAACACUAUUAUGUAUAUCACCAAUUUUAAAAACUUUAACAAAAGAUACAAGUAGUGAUACAAUAUGGGCAGUAACUGUUAUUUUAUUUCUUGCAAAUAUGUUAUUUCAUGAUUAUGGUUCAGAGAAUAGAACAAACAUCAAGUUUCCCGGAUCUUUGUCAACGAAUGCUGCAAUAUUUGCUUCGGUUUUGCUAGCUUCAAGAUUACCUUCAAAUUCUCAUGUCUUUGGAUUAAUGUCAUUUGCUAUUGAAUGGUUUGCUUUGUUUCCAAUAUUUAGAAGAUAUACCAAACAUUAA
This is a messenger RNA of Funneliformis geosporum, 728 nucleotides long. Lineage: Eukaryota; Fungi; Glomeromycota; Glomeromycetes; Glomerales; Glomeraceae. The record is from the annotation of a GenBank genome assembly.